Molecule: messenger RNA, 656 nt
Organism: Spodoptera exigua (beet armyworm)
Lineage: Eukaryota; Metazoa; Arthropoda; Insecta; Lepidoptera; Noctuidae
Source: the annotation of a GenBank genome assembly
UGCGAGCGCGACUGAUGAAAAGUGGUGCAAUUAUUAAAUCACUGUGCAAUUGAAACAAAAUCAAAAUUGGACCUUUCGGUAAAUUAGUAAGGGCAUAUCAGACAUUGAAUAUGUCCCACAGAACACUGAUAGACUUCGUGGUUAAGUACCACACACCGCGGCUGUUAAAUAACGUUGUAUUUUUUCCAAGCAAUGGAAACUCAUAUUUCAGCCGAAGAUUGUUUUUCCCUGCUCCACUAUCUUCAUCAACACCUAAAGUACAGUCGCCCAGAAGCUUUAGUACAUCGGCACCAAAAAUUAACGAGAUCCAAUUGACUCCAAAACCCAAGAAGACCGAAGGAACUUUCCAGUUGAUGUUUACAUGUAAGAAAUGCAACACAAGAAACACGAAAUUCAUUUCAAAACUAGCGUAUUACAAAGGAGUUGUCAUCGUAAUUUGCGAAGGCUGUGAUAAUAAACAUUUAAUAGCUGAUAACUUAAACUGGUUUACUGACAUGAAUGGUAAGAAAAAUAUCGAAGAUAUAAUGGCAGAAAAAGGUGAAACUGUUCAGAAAAUUAUGUCGGCCGACCUGGAAUUUAUUGCUAAAGAAAUGGCCAAAGGCAUUGAAAAGAAUGAAGACAAGUUAUUGCUAAAAGAGUGAAGGUGUUGGAAUAGG